CUGCCAGCUCUUUAUUCUAGGAGAGCAGCGGCUGUAUGCAGAAUUUGAGGCCAACUGCCUGGGCACUGAGGGGUACCCCAAGUGGCCAGGACCAACAUGGCAACUCCAACCUGACCCACAUUGCUCGGAGGCAAGAGGACAAUAAUGCAACCAGAUGGGAGACCUCUGUUUGAAGGCACUCUCCUCUGUCUGAAGGGCUGCCUGGUUCAAGGGCAAGAACCAGCAGAAGGACCAUCCAGCAGGGACCUUGAGGUUGUCUGCCUACAGUCAGCACCUGGACAGCAGACUGAGCAGGCAGACACACAGGUCACCUGGUCUUGGGCUUCUGCACCCUGCUCAGAGCUGACUAGAGUGCCAUUUUUGGAGGAAAGGAGGGCUAUGAAUGACAGUUUUCUCUCGUGCUAGUCCCACAACCUCUCUGCCCUGGUCUGAUGACAUACCCCGUUUCUUGUACAUGCCAUUCCCUGGUUGUGACAAAGAAACUGUUUGCAACUAUGCUGAACAAUGUUCUGCUGCCCAAGUAGCUCUCAGUGCAGCAUUUCACCCUGCAGUCAUGAAGACCAGCCGUCUGAAGCUGCUGUGCAUUCUGUCUUUCUUGCUGGCCUCAGGAGCUGGGCAAGGAUCUGCCAGUCUGCAUUGCUCGUUUGACUCCAUGGAGUCUGUCAUUUGCUCUUGGACCCCAAAGAAAAAUGUCACAGGCGCACCAUGCCAACUCACAGCUUCCGUCAACUAUGUGAAAAAAGCUCAGACGUGCCACCUGCAUGGUACAGACACCAGAAACUGUGAGCUGGUCCUUAAGCGCUACAGCUUGACCGUCUCAGAUGCCAUUGCCUUGGUCGUGUCUUGCCGUGUUGGAGAGGACUGGGAGAAUGUUCAGAAAGAGACGUUCAAGCCCUUUCAGAACAUUCAACUCAGGCCUCCCUGCAACUUGCAACUGCAAAGGACCAACAGGCAUGGCUACAAUUUGACCUGGAGCCUCUGUAUUCUCUCCCAUUAUAUCAGAGAAAACCUGAAGUACCAAGUGUGGUACAGAAUAAAACAUUCUAACAAGACCGACAAAAUCCUCAAUAUUGAUCAAGAUCAGAGAUGGCUCUUCCUUGAGAAUCUUCCUCCUGAUACAGAAUAUGAGGCGGCCGUUCGUGCAAAGGUACUAGAGGAUAUUUUCAAAAGCGUGUGGAGCAACUGGAGCAUGCCAGUAAUAUGGAGGACUGAUCCUGCAGCAUCAUCUUCAAGUGCCUACCUUCUACUUAUUCUGCCCAUUGUUGUAAGUGUGAUAAUCAUUGCCUGCAUCGUCAUUUUCUUUGAGGCCAGAUCUUCAGCAUUGAAACGUUUUAGGAACAUGCUGGACAGACAUUUGCCAAACCCAACAGAGUUCUUCCCAUCUCUCACUGCUGACCAUGAAGGAGACUUCCAGAAGUGGUUGUCCUCCCCAUCCACCAUCUCUUCCUUCCACAUUGCCACUGCAGCUCCAGAUGUCUCUGUGCUUGAGAUAAUGCAGAAGGGCUAUAAAGAACCACCUUUCCUCUUUACCAAGGAGUAUCUCAGGAAUACCAACACACCAGAGAAUAGUGGACAUUCCUCAUCCAGCCAUUAUACCAAUGGUGGCUAUUUUUUCUUCCACCAUCUUGACUCUGUCGAGAUUGAACCCUGCAAGGUGUACUUCACCUAUGACCCCGUUUCUCAAGGGAGCAGUGACAAUGAGGACGGUGACUCUUACAAAGUACUCUAUGAAACAGGAGACAGCAGCCAGCCACCACCGACCUGUGGCAACCUGGCAAACCAGGCACAUGGUGCUUCUCUGCAAGAAACAAAAGACUCAACCCAGACAGUGGGCGAUUGUUUAUUAGCUCUUCCAUCAAAGGAGAGCCUCCCCGCAGCAUCAACAGCAGAACACAAUUGCAAGAAAGAAGGGAGCGAGUCCAGAGGUCCACUCUACAAGUCUUUGGAACAAUAUUCCUCGAGCUGCCCAAGUGUUCUGGAGCAGUCCAGUGUCAAUAUAGCCCUCAAUAGUAAUAGAACAGAAAUGACCAGAAAUGGAGAUCCUCCAGAAAUGGAGAUCCAACUCAGCUUGGUGGAAAUUAACAGGCCUGCUGCUCUCCAGGAUGUGAUUCAAAAUCAAGGCCAAGGUAAUGAUCUCUGCAGAACAGUAUCCUCCAGUCAGCUCCCUAGUUCUUCUGAUGCCUACCUAUCCUUGAGGGAUCUCCAGUGCCAUUACAGCCAUCACUCAGCCUGAACUGUGCACAGGGAAGUCAUUUCUGAAAUCAAGAUUAUUGAACUGGAUUAAACCAUCAGUUUAGUUCAGGGAAAGGAAGAAUGGAAAAUUCUGUGGACUGCAGGGACUGCUGUCACCAUGGGAAUCAAGAAAGCAUGCUCAGAUCAGUUUAUGGGUUCAGAUAUUUCUUCUCCAGAAGAGACAAAUGUUCACUUGUCAACUCCAGCAUGUUUCCUCAGUCCAUCCUUUCAUGGUCUGAGCUGGCUUUGCUUUCUUUUGCUCAAGGAUACCUGUUCCAUCAUGAGCACCACUCACAGAACCCAUUCAUUCCUUAUCUCACAUGGCUCUCUGCUUUUCUUAGCAUGAAGUAAACUUGAAAACCCAAAUCUGAAGGGAAAAUCAGACAUACCAACAGCAAGACACAAAGAGAAUGAAUCAGAAGGAUGGUCUUCUGGGGUAUAGUUGUAACUUUUCUCCUUCCCUAACUACCACUCAAGUAUUCAUUCCUAGGAACAUAAGAAGCUGCUGUCAAGUUUUUAUGCCUCAAAUGGAAAUACAUGAACCUAAUAGCUUCUUGCUCAGGCAUCUAAUUGAAUUUUUGUGCUUUUGAUUUUAUGGCUUUGUAUAUUACUGCUACUACAAGACAUUAGGAUUAUGUUUUCCAAAAGCAAAAGAGCCCCAUAUCUCUGUGACACCAUAAACUGGGGGUGAGGAACUGGGGUUUCGGGGGCAGUUGGACACUCUCAGAAUGCCCUGAGUAGCCACAAACCCUCCAUGGAAUUGCUGCCACUAGGUAGGGUUGCAAGGAUUUUAUUACAUUCGUUCAUUUUUUCUGUCUUUUGUGAAUUUGUUAGGUGCCUUCCUCUCAUCUACCCAUUGACAGAAGCUGUUUUUUUAAAAAAAAAAAAACAGUGUGUCAUUCCAUUUAUGCUAAUUCCUAUUAGCACUAAUCCACAUUAGUGGAUUCUAUGGAUGUGCAGACCAGUUUUUCAUUGCAGGAAGCAGGGAGAGAUUAGCACUUAUUGACAUUAGCACUAAUGGGAAUCAGUGCAAAUCUACCGCAAAGUGGGGGGGGGGGGGCGACAAUCCACAAGUUCGUGAAAUUGUUUUGACUCAGAAAAAGCUGGCCUGCUGCAAAAUUUGAAGGUCAGACCAACAGGCACCCAAACUCACCCAGCUCCACUGUGCUUGCCCAGCUCCACUAUAUCUCAGUGGUACCCUUACCACUGUAGCACCGCUGAGUCGAGCACUGUAAGCUGAUGCUGGGGGAGAGACACAAGAAGCAAGGCAGGCUGGAAGUGCACACCUUGCUUCCAAACAAAAUUGUGUUACAAGGAUGCUUUCCCUCUCUUAUUUUCAAGUAAAAUUUAUCCUUCGUUGUUGUGCCACUGAAUUGUGGUGGUGAGCGGUUGCUUUUUUGCCAGUGAAGAUGCAGUAGUGCAGAGGACUGUCAAAAAUUCAGAGGACCACAAGCAGCCCAGGGACGCCAGGUUGCCCUCAUUUUGAGGAACCAUUCCUGUUUACAGAACAGAGCAUUAGUACCACUGGAACCCUACUGGUGACAAUUUCCAGAGCUUACCUUCGGUUUGGUUUGCUGUGGAAUGAAGUCACUGGAGGAUUACCAGGGGUGUGUUGGCAUUUAUUUACAGAGAUACAGGCUGAGCAAAGCUGACAUAUGGCAUUAAACACUCAGAAAGGUGUCUAAAGUUCACUGUUCCUGCAUCAGAUUUGGGGAGAGUCACCCAAGAGAUGCUGCCAGAGCUCGAAUUCAGGUCCGCCUCUGAUGCUGCCUCUUAGCUUAUCCCACAAUAGAGUAUGGCUGGCCAGAUGAUGUGCUUUUCUUAGCUUCAGUUGGUGCUCAUGGUGGGUACAUAACCACUAGCACUGUUUCCUUGCUGUGCUUGAGCUUAGAUUGCUGCAAUAAGCUCAGUGCAACACUGCCUUUGAAAAGCUGCCUUUCAAAGGCACCAAGGCUUUGAAAAGGCUGCCUUUGAAAAAUGCUCUGAACCUUUCAAGAGGCUCUAGUUUCUACAUAUAAUGCCCCACAAAACCCGGGAGCAUCUUUUCCCAUAUGGCCCCUCUAGCGGACUUUCCAAUUCUGAAAUGAGUGUCUACCAGGACCUUUUUGGUUGUGGCUCCGGAGCUGUGGACUGCAUUCCCUUGAAAGGAUUGUUUACGUUCCUGUUUUGGACUCUAUUCCACCGGUCUUUGAAGAAUUAUCUGGAACCAACUGGUUUCUCUUGUCUUUUCUGUUCCAAGUUUGAUUUAAACUGUUUUAUAUUAUGUCGUUAUUUUACACACAAAACUGUAAAAACUGAAAGAAAGUUUCCUGCCCCCUUCUCCUUUAUAGGGGAUGGAGAAAUUUCACCAAACGGGGUGAAAUCCAAGCAGAAGUUAAGGAUGUGCAUGCUAGACAGCUUCCUAUCCGCCAUUAGCCCUCUGCUCCCCGCAUGCUUCAUCCUGCAUUAUUCAAGAGUCUUUCUCUGCUCUUCCCAGCAAGGCUUUGCAUGAGUUACAGAUUGUUGCAAGAAGGACAAAACACUUUCCUUAAGUUAACCUCUUAGGAUCCAAGCAGUUCUUAUCUAAAAAUUGCUCUGCAGCACCCCGAAAUAUCUGGUUCCCACACACCACACACAGGAUCUCCCUCUGAAGAUUCAGACAAGCUGCUAGGCCUUCUUAUUUCACCACAUUUUUAGUGUGGACUCAAGUUUUUCUCCCUGUUUGAUAGCAAUUCAUAUUAUCCAGAUGUUCAUUUUAGCAUAUGAAACUGAUUUUAGUAAUAUCAACUGUGUGGUUUCUUUUAAGUGAACAUCUUUGUGUUUUAUGGGCUGUAUCAUUAUUAUUUUUUGCAAGCUACUUUAGGUUUAUUUUAUUAAUAAAAGCAGGUUCUGCAUUUAAAAGUCCAUCAAGCAGUACAAUACUGGACCAGAGGAGAGGACCUCCAAGUGUUCCUUUCUGACUGUCACACAUUGCACCUACAGACAAGGUGCUAACUAGGUUAUAAUGUUAAUCUCUGUAUACAGUAUUUUAAAUUUUGAUGUAAGUUUCCUGGCUUGGGACUUAUUCUGGUACUGGGCAGUCAGCCACACCAGCCUGACUUACUUGAUUCCUGUAUCUUUCUGAACACUGUGUUGAAACUUUCUUAAGACUCAACUGCUGCUUUCCUACACCCUCUUACUUGAGAGUGAGUUCCACUGAACUCAAUGGGACUUGCUUCUCAGUAGGCUUUGAAUAAGUAGGGGUGUUUCAGCUCAUUCCCAAAGCCGCACAACUGGAAAAGUUCUGCAUUUUUCAAGUACGUAUUUUGAGCAUGUGAAUACAAACCCAGGAACCUGCAAACAUUUUGGAAGAAAACAUACUCUCAUUCAUGCUUAUACUCAGGAUUGCAAGCGGGGCAUUUUGCGUUAUUUGUGAAUUGAAACAAAAUUCUCCUACAUCCCUAUAUAGGACUAUAUUCUUAGGAACAAUGGAAGCUUCCCUCUAAGAGGUCAGACUUUGUUCAUGUUGACCAGCAUUAUUUACUUUCAUUAGCAGCAGCAUUCCAGAUCUUUGGCAAGGAUCUUUCUCAUCACUAGCUGCUUACCUAAUCCCUUUAAAUGGAGAGACCAGGAAUCAAACUUCUGCAAGUACUACUGUUCCUUCUUCUUGAAGGUCAAGCUUUUCAGAGGAUAAAUGAAGCAAAAGAAAAUGCCAGGGAGGCGCGAGUGUUGUUAACUGCUGAUCUACUGUAAUUCCUCAUCCACUUGAUUUUUUCAAAAAUUGACAAACUCUUACCACUGGAUUUUUGAAGUUAUUGUUAUGACGUUUUAAAUUAAUAUUAUUAUGUUGUAUUUUAUGCUGUUAACUACCUUGAGUUACCAGGCAAAAUGCAUUUUCUAAAAACAAUCAGAAUAUGGAUAAAUAUAAUCAUAGGACUAUGUAUGUAUAAGCUUUAAUGUAUACUGGGUACGUGAAAAAUUUUUACAAUAAAAAGGCUCUAA
Varanus komodoensis (Komodo dragon) is the source of this 6192-nucleotide messenger RNA. RefSeq names its product interleukin 2 receptor subunit beta (gene IL2RB). Gene Ontology annotation, biological process: cytokine-mediated signaling pathway; immunoglobulin mediated immune response. Bases 383 to 2233 code for a protein of 616 amino acids. The transcript is spliced from 12 exons. Gene Ontology annotation, molecular function: protein binding; cytokine receptor activity. Gene Ontology annotation, cellular component: external side of plasma membrane; membrane. NCBI's taxonomy places the organism in Eukaryota, Metazoa, Chordata, Lepidosauria, Squamata, Varanidae. The record is from RefSeq and is a predicted model, not a curated record.